Messenger RNA from Fibroporia radiculosa, 780 nucleotides. RefSeq lists its product as uncharacterized. Lineage: Eukaryota; Fungi; Basidiomycota; Agaricomycetes; Polyporales; Fibroporiaceae. The transcript has 2 exons. The record is from RefSeq and is a predicted model, not a curated record. The coding region runs from base 1 to 780 and encodes 259 amino acids.
AUGUCUACUCGAAAGAACAAAUACGUCACCCCAAACGUGCAGCAUUUCUCACUAGAUCCACGUGGUGGCCACCCUGAUUUGACAUUUCAAUUCAAGCCUACAUGGCAGCCAUUGUGCAGAAAGGAUGCCCCGGCCGCCUCUGAAUAUGAGCCAUACCGGACUCUGCCUCGUAUCCUGAUACCUGUUCCAGGUCACCCCUUACGACCACCCAAGAUGCGCUAUGGGUGGAUCGCCAACACAGACGCUCUCGUCGAACUUGCCAAAGAGCUCGAUUGCGUUGCAAUGUGUCCCCCCCCGGCGACUUACUCGGAUGAUUCCGACGACGAGGAUCUGGGUGACGACGAGGAUCUGGACGACGACGAGGAUUUGGAUGAGGAAGAAAGACGGACUGUGGUCAAAGAAGAAUACGAUAACAGCACGCCGGUCCAGGCAAUCCUAACCUCAAGAUAUAAUCCUGACAGAUUUCCAAGUGAGUCUGAGGGGCAGUACAUGGCCAGACGCGCGGGAUGGGAUGUGUUUAGGACAUUCCAGAGGGUGGUAAACAUUGUGCGAGAGGAGGAACCUGCUGCUCGAGGUACCCUCGCACUGCCCCUCGCGCUCUUCCGCAAUCGCACUCCCUUCAUGAUCUCGGCCUUUUCGAACUACGACCUUACCUCAAAACGACUCCCAGAUGUGAACGAUUUGGACAAGCUGGCGCGCCGGCUGGGUCUGCAGGGAGAGGCUCAGUGGUUCUUGGAUUCAUCAGAUUGGCGAUGGCAUGACAAUGGCCAGCCUUACUGA